AUGUCAGCAUAUAUACAACCAGCCGACGACGUCCUCCGCGACACCAACGACAUCGGACAGAUCGGCGAAGGCGGCGACGGCGCAGUACACGUCUUCCGCGGCGCUCCCGGGCACGCCUUUGCCGUCAAGUACUACAAAGGCGAGGAGACGACGACCUACAUCAACGAAUGCAACACCCUCACCUUGCUCAAAGACCUGCGCAGCCCGCAGGCGCCACCGGUAAUUGAGAUCUUCGCGGCAGACGACCCCAGCACGCCUCACCACCGGCGCAUCGUGCUGGAGUACUGCCCGGCGGGCGACCUGCGCGAGUACGGCCUGAUGCACCACAAGUUCCAGCAGCGCGUGGAGGAGGUGACGCUAUGGCGGUUCUACCGGAACCUCGUGGACGGGCUGGCGUUCCUUCACUCGGGGUACGGCACGCGGCACUACGGCUCGACCUGGCGCCCUAUCGUACACCGGGACAUCAAGCCGUCGAACAUCCUGCUGCGGCUGACGGGCUGGAACCUCGCGGUGCCGCACCAAGUCGUUCUGGCCGACUUCGGCCGCGCCGCCUUCUUCAACCUACACGAGCCCUUCUUCGAGGGCGGCACGCCCAACUACACGCCGCCGGAGCAGCCGUACGCGGGGACCGAGGGCGACGUGUGGGGCGUUGGCGCCAUCAUGCACUUCCUCGCGCUGGGCAAGCCGCCGAUCGCGGAUGCAAGUGAGUGGCCCCGCCGCGCGCCCAUGAGCGACGACGACUGGCGUGAGAUUCCGCGGAAGGCGUACCCCCUGGUGCCGAAGUACUCAUCGCAGCUGGAUAGGUUGGUUCUUCGGGCUUUGGCGUUUAACCCGUUGGAGAGGUGGACGGCGAUGCAGCUCGUGCAGGCGAACUGGCCGGUCGGGACCGCGGAUGACGAGGCGGACGUGCCGAUGACGAUUCUGGAUGAGGAGUAG
Messenger RNA from Aplosporella prunicola CBS 121167, 936 nucleotides. RefSeq lists its product as uncharacterized. The transcript has a single exon. Lineage: Eukaryota; Fungi; Ascomycota; Dothideomycetes; Botryosphaeriales; Aplosporellaceae. Gene Ontology annotation, biological process: protein phosphorylation. Gene Ontology annotation, molecular function: ATP binding; protein kinase activity. The coding region runs from base 1 to 936 and encodes 311 amino acids. The record is from RefSeq and is a predicted model, not a curated record.